GGGGCUGGAGCCUGACUGACCCGACAGUGCGGGUGGGCUAGAGGGAGGUACUCAGAGUAGGAACCCCGGGGCGCAGACGGGAUCUGUCGGAUCCCCAGGCGUGCGUGUGCGCGGGCAUCAGAGGAGGGGGAUUGUGAGAUCAUGAGUGACGGAGGGGACUGUGUGAGUGUGUGCGUGAGGCCCUAUGCACAGGCCCGGGAAGGCGUGUGGACGCAGCGCACUUUGCUGGGGCUGUGUGAGCGUCACUAUGCUGGUGCCCGCAAGCUCCUGCUGCUUCCUCCCUCUUUCCCCUUCACAGCUGCGGGGACUGCAGCAGAGCAAUGGCCCCAGUAGGGAGGUCAGAUAUUGAGCCGAGAAUGAAGCUUUACACAAGAAAGCGCAGAAGUGCCCCCGACUGUUCCCCAGGAGGGCAGCUACAUGUUGAGAACCACAGCGUCCUCAGAGCUCUGUCCCCAGAAAGCAGCUCCAAACUGGUUGUACUGGUUGAACCGAUUCCGCCUCCUUUUACUUCCUUCCUAUUUCGUGUGAAGUGAGGGAAAUUGUGGCCAUGGAGGGAGGGUGCUUUCAAACUCAGUCUGCGCUCCAAGAAAAACCUGGAGUCUCACGCUUGCCGUACCCUUCCCCAGUCGUGUUAUUAUCCAAAAGAAGCACCUGGAGGAAGAUGAGAGCAUUAUUUCUGCACAUCUAAAAGUCAAGGGGGAGAAGCACGAGGAAGAUUGACCAAUUUUGUAAUUCUAGAAACAUGGUCCAUGGAUCAGUGACAUUCAGGGAUGUGGCCAUUGACUUCUCUCAGGAGGAGUGGGAGUGCCUGCAGCCUGAUCAGAGGACCUUGUACAGGGAUGUGAUGUUGGAGAACUACAGCCACCUGAUCUCACUGGGAAGUUCCAUUUCUAAACCAGAUGUGAUUACGUUACUUGAGCAAGAGAAAGAGCCCUGGAUGGUUGUAAGGAAAGAAACAAGCAGAUGGUAUCCAGAUUUGGAGUCAAAAUAUGGACCUGAGAAAGUAUCUCCAGAAAAUGACAUCUCUGAAGUAAAUUUACCCAAACAGGUUAUAAAGCACAUAAGUACAACUCUUGGCCUUGAGGCCUUUUAUUUUAGAAACUACUCAGAAUAUGGAAGAUUUGAGGGACUACAGGGGUAUCAAGAAGGACAUAUCAAUCAAAAGAUGAUCAGCUGUGAAAAACUGCCUACUUAUACUUCUCAUGCUUCUCUUAUUUGCAAUACACAUAAACCGUAUGAAUGUAAGGAAUGUGGGAAAUACUUUAGUCGUAGUGCAAAUCUUCUUCAGCAUCAGAGUAUUCAUACUGGAGAGAAACCCUUUGAAUGUAAGGAGUGUGGGAAAGCCUUUCGACUUCACAUACAAUUUACUCGACAUCAGAAAUUUCAUACUGGUGAGAAACCUUUUGAAUGUAACGAAUGUGGAAAGGCCUUUAGUCUUCUUACCCUGCUUAAUCGCCAUAAGAACAUUCACACAGGUGAGAAACUGUUUGAAUGUAAGGAAUGUGGGAAGUCCUUUAAUCGUAGUUCAAACCUUGUUCAACAUCAGAGUAUUCAUGCUGGUGUAAAACCAUAUGAAUGUAAGGAGUGUGGGAAAGGCUUCAAUCGUGGUGCACACCUUAUUCAGCAUCAGAAAAUUCAUUCCAAUGAGAAACCCUUUGUAUGUAAGGAAUGUGGGAUGGCCUUUCGAUAUCAUUACCAACUUAUUGAACAUUGCCAAAUUCAUACUGGUGAGAAACCCUUUGAAUGUAAAGAAUGUGGAAAGGCAUUUACUAUUCUGACAAAGCUUGUUCGACAUCAGAAGAUUCAUACUGGUGAGAAACCCUUUGAAUGCAGAGAAUGUGGGAAGGCCUUUAGUCUUCUCAACCAGCUUAAUCGCCAUAAGAACAUUCACACAGGUGAAAAACCAUUUGAAUGUAAGGAAUGUGGGAAGUCCUUUAAUCGUAGUUCAAACCUUGCUCAACAUCAGAGUAUUCAUGCUGGUGUAAAACCAUAUGAAUGUAAGGAGUGUGGGAAAGGCUUUAAUCGUGGUGCACAUCUUAUUCAGCAUCAAAAAAUUCAUUCCAAUGAGAAACCUUUUGUAUGUAGGGAAUGUGAGAUGGCCUUUAGAUAUCAUUGCCAACUUAUUGAACAUUCUCGAAUUCAUACUGGUGACAAGCCAUUUGAAUGUAAAGACUGUGGGAAGGCCUUCAAUCGUGGCUCGAGCCUUGUUCAACAUCAGAGUAUUCACACUGGUGAGAAGCCCUAUGAAUGUAAGGAAUGUGGGAAGGCUUUUAGACUUUACCUACAACUUUCUCAACAUCAGAAAACUCAUACAGGUGAGAAACCCUUUGAAUGUAAGGAAUGUGGGAAAUUCUUCCGUCGUGGUUCAAAUCUUAAUCAACAUCGAAGUAUUCAUACUGGAAAGAAACCCUUUGAAUGUAAGGAAUGUGGGAAAGCCUUUCGACUUCAUAUGCACCUUAUUCGACAUCAGAAAUUGCAUACUAGUGAGAAACCCUUUGAAUGUAAGGAGUGUGGGAAAGCCUUUCGACUUCAUAUGCAACUUAUUCGACACCAGAAAUUGCAUACUGGUGAGAAACCCUUUGAAUGUAAGGAAUGUGGAAAAUCCUUUAAUCGUGUCUCAAACAAUGUUCAACAUCAGAGUAUUCAUGCUGGUGUAAAACCAUGUGAAUGUAAGGAGUGUGGGAAAGGCUUCAAUCGUGGUUCAAACCUUACUCAGCAUCAGAAAAUUCAUUCCAGUGAGGAACUCUUUGUAUGUAAGGAGUGGAGGAAGACCUUUAGAUAUCAUUACCAACUUACUGAACAUUACCAAAUUCACACUGGUAAAAAACCCUUUGAAUGUAAAGAAUGUGGAAAGGCCUUUAGUUUUCUGACACAGCUUGCUGGACUUCAGAUCAUUUAUACUGGCGAGAAGCCAUUUGAAUUUGAGGAAUGUGGGAAGGCCUUCAAUAGUGGCUCAAACCUUAUUCAACAUCAGAGUAUUCAUACGGGUGAGAAACUCUAUGAAUAAUGUAAGGAAUGUGGGAAAGCAUUUACUGUGGAUUAUCAGCUUUCUUAACAUCAGAAAAUUAUAAUAGUUAGAAAUUUUAUGACUAUAAGGAGUGUGGACAAGCCUUCACUGUGUAUGAAAAAUUUACUCAACACUGGAGAGCUCAUAUUGAUGAGAAAUCUUGUGAACAUAAAAGAAUGUGUGAAGAACUUUCAUCAUGGCCUGGGAUUUGCUCAACGUCAGAGUAUUCAUACUUCCGAGAAAUCUUUGGGUGUAAGGAAUGUGGGGCGUUUUAUAGCCACACUAAAUACCUUAGUGUUUGGAGAAGAUAAUUCUUGUGAGAAAGUCUUUGAAUGAGGAAUAUAGGGUAGUUGUUAUGUUCACAAUAUACUCCCUAUGAAAUACUUUACCAGAUACAGGCAUACCUCACUGAAUUGUGCAUUGCAGUUAUUGUGUUUUUAUACAAAUUGAAGGUUUGUGGCAACCCUGUGGUAAGCAAGAUGAUCAGGUCCAUUUUCCAAAUAUCAUGUGUGCAUUUCAUGUCUUUAUGUCACAUUUUGGUAAUUCUCAGAAUAUUUCAAACUUUUUCAUUGUUAUGUAUCUAUCAUGGUGAUCAAUAACCAGUGAUUUUUGAUGUUACUAUUGUAAUUGCUUUGGGAUACCACAAAUCCUGCCCAUAAAAGAUGGUAAACCUAGUUGAUACUUGUGGGUUUGGAAGGAAUUGUCAAAUAUACAACCAUAUACCCCCACCUAGAUUCAAAAUUAUUGACAAAUUUGCACGUUUAUUUUUUGUAUAUUUGUUGUACCAUUGAGAGUAAGUUUUAGACAU
Messenger RNA from Macaca mulatta (Rhesus monkey), 3815 nucleotides. The record is from RefSeq and is a predicted model, not a curated record. NCBI's taxonomy places the organism in Eukaryota, Metazoa, Chordata, Mammalia, Primates, Cercopithecidae.